CAAAAUUCUCCUAACAUUAAACCUUCUCUAAACAAAUACUCAAGAACUCGAUUCCUCUGCUAUGGUGACUCACCCAAGAUCAGUCCUCUGUCCUCUAUUGCUCAUCAGCUUGUGCUUGAUCAGCGGAAAUGGGGUGCUCGCUUCCCGUCGCCUUCUAGACACCGAGCUUCCCAAGAUCCCUGAAUUGCCCAAGCCUGAGUUUCCCUCUAUUCCAACCCUGCCCAAACCUGAAAUCCCUUCCCUGCCGAAGCCCGAGAUCCCAUCCCUACCCAAAGCACACGAGAUACCUGCCCUACAGAAGCCUGACCUGCCUGAGGUGCCCAAGCUGCCAGAAGUGCCCAAGCUGCCUGAGGUACCCAAGCUGCCAGAGUUGCCUAAGCCAGAACUUCCGCAUUUCCCAGAAAUCCAGAAGGACAUUCCUGACCCUUCUCUUCACUGAGCUAGUCUUUCAGUCGUGCAUAUUAUGACUAUAAGUAUGGGAAUCUAGGAUUCUUGAGCUACACCGAUUUAUUUUCUAUAUGCAGCGUGAUUGGCCUUAGUGUCUUCUCGAUCGUGUGAGGCUUGUUGCCAUUGUACUAGCAUCAUUAUUCGUGUGUUCAUUUGAAUUAUAUAUUUAUUUCCGUAAAA
Punica granatum (pomegranate) is the source of this 627-nucleotide messenger RNA. Lineage: Eukaryota; Viridiplantae; Streptophyta; Magnoliopsida; Myrtales; Lythraceae. The record is from RefSeq and is a predicted model, not a curated record.